Messenger RNA from Brassica rapa (field mustard), 2195 nucleotides. RefSeq lists its product as uncharacterized. NCBI's taxonomy places the organism in Eukaryota, Viridiplantae, Streptophyta, Magnoliopsida, Brassicales, Brassicaceae. The record is from RefSeq and is a predicted model, not a curated record.
GCAGGCCAUCUUUAUCGGCCCAUUUGUAGUGCUGUGACUGUGAUUUACAACAACAAAAGAAAAAAGAUUAUGAUCGCUAAACCGAUAGCGAGUGUUUAUUGAUUUUGUCUUCCCUUCGUCGACUUGUGUUUUUCAGAGCCAAAUUGAAAUUUCGGAAAGUUUUGGGUCUUCCAAAUGCAAUAUUUUCCUCAGGGGUCAACAAUCAAUUUUGAAGAAUACAAACCUUGGCAGAUUUUUUUUUAUAUUGACUUUCCAUAAGUAAACAUUCUCCGUUUAAUGUGAACUUGUUGUGCAAGGCGUAGUCUCAAUAUAUUAGAGCUAAACCACGAUGGAGAAGCUGAAUACUCACAAGAUUCACAGACAUUUUGUUCAGGGUUUACACAAUGUUCCAGCUUAAUUUCAAACCUUCUGUCUUUAGAAAUGUCAUCAGACACACUACAAAUAGCGUUCGAAUGUUCUCAUCUUCAACACCAACCUUCCCGUUUAUGCUGAUUGACUACCUCACCAACUUCUCAUCCGUUGAAGACGAUGGUCCUGUGACAAAAUGGUAUGGAAGCAGUCCCCCAAAUUGCUACAAUCAAAAGGAAAUAUUGAUUAGAGACUUGAAACUCAGGGAGGAGGUCCUUGAAGCAAUGACUUCUGGAUUUUCGCGUAACCAAUCAUUUGGAUUCUAUGAUUAUUAUCAAUCUGAUAGUGGUGAUAACCCUCCUAUUCUCCUCAAACACAAACCCUCUAACCCGGAGUUAACAGAGGUAAGUGCACAGCUACCUCCUUUGCCUUGUGGUACCAAGAUCCAGAACAUUGCCAUGUCAAGUUUUUCUAACCGAAGAAGAGAUUGGGCUGUGUGUGUGAAGUUACCUGGUUCUCAGUUAAGUCUUUGUAGACCUUUUGCUUUUGGUCAGUUUAAAUGGAUAAACAUCAAACCAAUGCCUGAGUCUAUAAGCUCUUUCUCGAGUAUUAUGUUCUCCAAGAAAGAUCAAAGGUUUUACAUUCCAUCACCUGGAGGCAACCAUCUGUGCUCUUUGGAUCUCAACUUCAAGGAGGGUGACAUGCCUCGGUUCUUGCGCAUCGGGUUCGAAGAUUAUCCUAAGUCGGUGGUUAGCGAGUUGGAGGAAUUGAAUUCUUGUUCCAGGACAGACCACAUUGUGGAAUCACCCACUGGAGAGCUCUUCUACAUUAAGUGGUACGGUGAGGAGUACGAGGGUGAGGACUUGGAUAGAGAUGAAAACUACAACGAUGUGGUGAGAUCGUUGACGCACAAAACCAAAAAGUUCAUGGUGUUUAGAGAGAAAGAAACAGGAUACGCUGAAGAAAAGAAGAAUGAGGUUAUAAUAUACACAGAAGAAGAUGAUAAGACUAUGACCUACACAGAAGACAUUGGAGAUCUCUGCAUUUUUGUUGGACAUAGUCAGGCUUACUGUGUCCCGGCCAGCUCGUCCCCUGGACUCAAGCCUAACUGCAUCUAUUUCGUGGGCUACAGCUUCGGUGUUUAUGAUAUCACCACAAAAACUUGCACUACCUUCUUUACCAGAGAUGCUGACGAAGAAGAUAGUGAGAUAGCUCCAUUAAGGAGAUUAGAUUUCCCUUACUGGCCUCCCCCAUUUCCGAUCUCUUGUUAAGAACUAACAAAAAAAAAGCUUUAGUUUUUCUUUUGUUCGUGAGUUUUGUGUUCGUUCUUAUUUUUCUUUAUUAUAGACACAUUGAUGAGUACACGUAUAGUUAUCCUUUUAUUAAAAGCUCGAGAGCUUCUUGCCUGCACCUUUUUGCUUCAGAAUGCACUCUAAAACAUAUUAGUCAUGCCCGUCUCGUUUUUUUUUUGACAACAUUAUUCAAAUACUAACUAGAAUCUCCAACCGAAGAAUUAUAAUAUCAUGCCCGUCUCGCUAAACUUAUGAACCUUGUACAAAUUAUAAUAUCUCGUAAGAAUAAUAAAAAACAUUAGAAAGGGACCUAACUUUUAGAAAUAUUACCCUAAUCUUUAUAAAAGCACCUGAUAUGGGCUGGAGAUCUAUCACUUUCAAAAUUCAAGUUGGAGUUGAAUUGUUUUUAUCCCUUAAAUUGCAAAAGCUCUCAAUAGUUUAUUCAAACAAGAAGACUCGAAAGGUGCAACAAUCUUCUACAAGAUAAAAGUAUAAACCAGCAAAAUUAACCGUCCAGCUCUUCAAAAAGAGCAUAACUUUGGAACAUUAAAAAAA